AUGUCCCUAUCAAUUAGGUGGGUCGAUCAAGAUUAUAAUAUCCACGAAGACACGCUUGGUCUAAUCCAACUACCAAAUACCAAAGCCGUGACAAUUUUUUCUUCCAUCAAAGAUGUAUUGAUUAGAUGCUCCCUUCCCAUUAGUCAGUGCCGUGGUCAGGCCUUUGAUGGAGCGUCCAACAUGAGUGGCAUUAAAAAUGGGGUGCAGGCUCUGAUUAAGAAAGAGGCAAAUAAAGCCUUGUACGUUCACUGCCUUGCACAUAGUUUAAAUUUGUGCCUCAAAGAUGUUGCCAAAACCUGCAGUUUAAUCAGGGAUAUCAUGAGCUUCAUAUAUGAACUAACACAGCUAAUCAAAAUGUCCCCCAAGAGACUUACCUUGUUCGAGACUUUGAGAAAGGAAGUAACUAUUUCCACUGGGGAAUUGACACCGCGAUUGCGAAUGUUGUGUCCUACUCGUUGGACAGUAAGACAUGCAUCAAUAUCAAGCAUACUGCGAAAUUAUGCAGUCAUACAAUCUGCUCUGGAAGAAAUUGCCUGCGGUCACGAUGAAUAUGCAGCAAAAGGAAGUGGAAUGGUCUCAAAGAUGGAAAAUUUUGACACUUUCUUCGGCCUUAAACUAGCCUACCUCAUAUUCUCUGCAGCUGAGCAACUUGCAAUAAACUUACAGGCAAAGGAUACCACAGUGCAAGAGGCAGUCGGUGGAGGAAAACUUCUUGCUAGCCAUUUUAAGUCUUUAAGGAAUGAGGCCAAAUUUGAUCAGUUUUAUGACCAAGUAGUAGCUGAUUCUCGUGAAUUGACGGCAGAACCUUCUCUUCCAAGAAAAAGGAAGGCACCAAGAAGGAUUGAUGAUGGAGCAAGUCCACAUGAGUACCAAAGUCCGAGAGAGAGACAUCGUCACUUGUAUUUUGAAGUAACAGAGUUAACCGCUGGUGAAGUUGAAAGGAGGUUUUUACAAGCUGAUAUUCAGCUUAUUAGUGAAGUAGAAACAACCCUCUUGGAGUUUUCAAAUGAAAGAAUGACUGCAUCACUUCCACCUUCAUUGCAAAUGUACAUAAGUGAAGAGUUUGACCUGGAAAAGUUAUAG
Messenger RNA from Geodia barretti, 1083 nucleotides. The record is from the annotation of a GenBank genome assembly. Lineage: Eukaryota; Metazoa; Porifera; Demospongiae; Tetractinellida; Geodiidae.